Messenger RNA from Parasteatoda tepidariorum (common house spider), 2850 nucleotides. RefSeq names its product neural cell adhesion molecule 2. The record is from RefSeq and is a predicted model, not a curated record. NCBI's taxonomy places the organism in Eukaryota, Metazoa, Arthropoda, Arachnida, Araneae, Theridiidae.
UCCGGCCUCUGUAUCCUGCCGAUCACGGACCGGCAUUUACUUAGAAUCUGUGUAGUCAGGCCAGAGGCAAGGAUAUACAACAUACCUCUUCUCCAUUUAAUUUUGGAGUGAGAAUCUUUGCUUAGAGGCGCUUUAGUAGAACUUAUUUCCAAAACUUUUUCUUUUGUUUUAAACUGAUUUCUACCAUUCUGUUUCAUAUUAGGAGCUUAAAAAAUUAACAAUAGAUGACGUGAAAGUCGCCGUAAGGCCAUUGGAAGGCCUUUUUGAAGAGUUUAUUUGGGCUUUCAAUUUCAUUUUGUGAUUUAAGUUCGUAAUUUUGUUCCCGCAUGUGCCCCUUGAAAAAUGAUAACGAGUGGUCAGAAGGGUGGAGAACGUUAUGUUUAGUGACUUAUUCAAUACCAUGCUUUUGGAACAUGAUGUGGAUUUUUCUGCUGUUAUGCAAUGUCCAGAGCAUAUCAGCAACAUCUCGUUGGACAGUGGUACUGCGAUCUUUAAGUGUAACUGUAGUGCUUCGUGCCUCAGGACUCUUGUCGUUGUGCUCAGCUUCUUCACCUCCCGUUCGGCCGGAGUUCUUGGCCGUCUCCGGGGAAAUGGCAACCCUACCUUGCAAUAUAUCCACUCCUUUAGCCGACGAUGCAGCCUCGCUGAUUCUUUGGUAUCGGGAAGAUCUUCCAAACCCAAUAUAUACCUUAGACAUCAGAAAGAUGGCUUUAAAGAAGGCUCUCCAUUUCCCCAGUCCCGAAAUGGAGGGAAGAGCUUACUUCGACAUCAACGUCCACCCUCCUCUGCUCAAGAUUUACCCCAUCCGGAAGCCGGAUCAGGGGGACUACAAGUGCCGGGUAGAUUUAAGACGGUCCCGGACAUUUAUACAUUAUAUCCGUCUCAAAAUAUUAGUGCCUCCAAAAGUUGUGAUAACAGACGAGCAUGGUCAAACAAUGCAAGAUGUCAUAGGGCCUUAUGAUGAAGGUUCAUCCGUAUCUUUAUUUUGCGAAGCAUCUGACGGUGAGCCUCAACCUUCACUCACCUGGUGGAAGGGUAAUAUUUUAAUAGAUGACACAUAUAACAUUACUCCGCAAGAAGUAGUGAGAAAUGAAUUAUUAUUGCUAGAUCUACAGAGGUCUGAUCUCUUAGUCGAAAUUACUUGUCAAGCAUUUUUUACCAACCUCACGAAGCCCAGAACUCGCGUUGUGAUGUUGGAUUUAAAUCUGAGACCUUUGGAAGUAAAAGUAAUGCCCAGAAGAAGACCGUUAUCUGUUGAAUGGAUUGCGCAACUAACAUGCGAAGCUAGAGGUGGGCGACCACAGGCCGUACUUACAUGGUGGAGAGAAGGUAAGGAGGUCGAAGGAACAUCUGAAACGAUUUUAGAGGAUGGUAAUCUCACCAUGAGUACCUAUGCCUUUACACCAAAAGCAGAAGAUAAUGGGAAAACUGUUACUUGCAAAGCGACUCAUCCGAAUUUACCGAUGGAUCCUAUUACAGACACAGUGAGCUUAAAUGUGCAUUAUCCUCCACAACUUAAAGUUGCCAUGGGUGCAAGUAACCAACACUCUGGAAUUAAAGAAGGCAGUGAUGUGUAUUUUGAAUGUAAUAUUAAGUCUAAUCCCGCUGUGACGGAAGUAACAUGGUAUGCCGACGACGAUAUUCUGUCGACAAAUGUAUCUAGGGGUGUCCAGGUCAACAACCAAUCACUGAUACUUCGAGGAAUUACGAAGGAAAGUAGAGGACAUUACAGAUGUCAAGCGAUAAAUAUAGAAGGCCAAGGUGAAAGUGAUGUUGUGAAGUUGGACGUCCAAUAUUCGCCAGUUUGUAAAUUCGCAGAACAACAAACGUACAAUAUAUUUCAAGGGGAAGCUAUAAAUAUUACUUGUGAUGUGGAAUCUCUGCCAAGACCAUCGGCUUUUCAGUGGACUCUCAACAACACUUUAAGAAGUACCGUAGACCUAAAAAGACGUCACCCUAAAAUAUUUGGCGCUUUGCACUACGUUCCGCGAUAUCUUGGAGAUUUUGGAACUAUUAUGUGCUGGGGAAAGAAUGACGUCGGAGUGCAAAGAAUACCUUGCAUAUUUCAUCUAAUACCCGAAGGAGAAGUAACCACUGAUCUGGGCGUUCUUGCACCAUCAACGGAUGAAGAGGAUGACGAGAGUAACGGAAGGAAUGACACUUCAGGAUUCAUUCUGUCACCCGCUGUCGGUGUUUUAGUGGGCGUGGUUGUAGCAAUCAUUGUAAUGAUUCUUAUCAUUGUCAUUGUCAUGAAAUUGCAAGAUCCUCCGCCUAAAAGACGAACUUAUUUUGAGGAAGAAAAAUUCAAAUAUCCAUCACCGUUAAAAAAAGAUCCAAAUGAUAGCUUAGUCGAUGGCAACGAAAAAAGUCCAGAUAUCAUUCCUCUACCUAGUGAUAUUGAAGUUUAUGCGACAUCAGUAGCUGUUGAAAUGUGUUCAGCUUCUCCUCGACUUCCAAAGCAAGUGGCAGAAGUUUAUUAUACAGUCGAGAGUCAAACUUGCGUAUAGCCACCAAAUGAUUACAUUUCACACAUAAAGUUACUGGAAAAUCCUUACUUCUACAAAACCAUUUCAUUAAAGCAAAGGAGGGAUCAAUCACGAUGUAUUGGAAAGCUAUUUUUGUCAUUCCCUUUAUCACGAGCUUUUCACCGGAAGAUCAAGUUUGCAUAUUAGAAAAAUGAUAUUCGACAUUAGAAUACGACAGACCUAUUUUCAAAACCUCGGAGAUAUUGCCUUAUUACUUGACAACUGUUCUCUACACAAAUUGUAGCUGAUGCAUCAACACUGGGACAGUAGCAGCAUUUACUGCAGUUGUCAAAUAUCAUUAAUAACUAAUAAUUGCAAAUUGUAC